This is a messenger RNA of Juglans regia (Persian walnut), 666 nucleotides long. RefSeq lists its product as uncharacterized. The record is from RefSeq and is a predicted model, not a curated record. The transcript has a single exon. NCBI's taxonomy places the organism in Eukaryota, Viridiplantae, Streptophyta, Magnoliopsida, Fagales, Juglandaceae. The coding region runs from base 1 to 666 and encodes 221 amino acids.
AUGACAACAGGGACUCUACCGAGCAACACUGCGACCAAUCCGAAGGAGCAUGUCAAAGCCAUAACAUUGAGAAGUGGGUGGACAUAUGACCAGCCAGAGAUGGUAAAUAUUGAGCGAGAUGCAGAAGCUGCAAAAAAUGUGGAGUCUGAGAAGAAGGAAACCGAGUACGAGGUGAAAGAAACUGAUCGGGACAUUAUCGACCAGCAAGCUAAGAUGACUAAAGAGAAUAAAGGGGUUACAAAACCCAAAAAAUCUAGGGAGUUUAAUUCUGAAAGCUAUUCUCCUUCAAUUUAUGAUCCACCAAUUCAUUUUCCGCAGAGAUUAAGAAAAAAUAAGAUUGAUAAUCAAUUCUCUAAAUUUCUGAGUACAUUUAAGCAACUGCAUAUUAAUAUUCCUCUCGUUAAAGCUUUAGAGCAAAUGCCUAAUUAUGUAAAAUUUUUGAAGGACAUAUUAUCAAACAAGCGAAAGUUGGAGGAGCAAGAGACUGUGAUGCUGACUAAGGAGAGCAGUGCAAUUUUACAAAAGAAGUUGUCGCCUAAGUUGAAAGAUCUGGAGAGUUUCACGAUCCCUUACACUAUAGGAAAUUCAUAUUUUGAUAAAGAUUUAUGUGACUUAGGGGCAAGUAUUAAUGUAACUCCCCGCUCCCCAAUAAAGACAUAUUUUUAG